GAUCAAGAUGGUCUGCAGGAGAAUGACAAGAUAACUUCUCUUCCCGGCCAGCCAGAUGUAACUUUUGCACAGUAUUCGGGCUAUGUGACAGUAGAUGCACAGGCGGGCAGAGCUCUAUUCUACUAUUUUGCAGAGGCUGCACAAGACCCAUGUACUCAACCUCUCCUCCUCUGGCUCAAUGGAGGGCCUGGAUGCUCAUCGUUUGGAGUGGGAGCAAUGUUGGAGCUUGGACCCUUCCGCGUUCAGCCUGAUAACGCCACACUUUCUAGUAAUCCCUAUGCGUGGAAUCAAGUGGCGAACACAUUAUUUUUGGAAUCACCUGCUGGAGUUGGGUUUUCAUACUCCAACACCACUUCUGAUUAUGAUAACGCCAAUGAUGAGAACACUGCUCGGGAUGCGUACAUAUUUCUACUGAAUUGGCUUGAGAGGUUUCCGCAGUAUAAGAACAGAGAAUUUUAUAUCGCAGGGGAAAGCUACGCUGGCUUUUAUAUCCCUGAAUUGGCAGACACUAUUCUUAAGAAUAAUAACUCUCGUACAUCGAUUAUAAAUCUCAAAGGAGUCAUGAUUGGAAAUGGAAUAAUCAAUUAUGAGACAGAUGGUUGCGGGAUGGUUGACUAUUUAUGGUCACAUGCAUUAAUGUCAGAUGAAGAUUAUGCCUAUUCUCGUUGUAUUGCAUCUAAUUCAAGUUAUCAAACUCAAAGUCACAAAUUUUACUCUCAAUCAGAACCAUAUAGCCCAGGACUGAUAAACAUCUAUAAUAUAUAUGCACCACUUUGUCCUUCCCAUCCCGACCCCAUAUGGAGAUUUUCAACUUUCACAUCUUCUGCUUUGACGGAUGCUACCCCUACAAAUGGAUUAGAUGGAUUUGAUCCAUGUAGUCCUGGUUAUGUACUUACCUACCUUAACACACCUAAAGUACAAAGUGCUCUUCAUGCAAAUAUAACAAGCUUACCUUAUGCAUGGUCAGAAUGCAGUAAUGUGCUCACAUACAAUGACAUAAAUGUGACAACUAUGUUACCAAUUUAUCAAAGAAUGAUGGCAGCGGGAUUGAGAAUACUAGUCUACAGUGGAGAUAUAGAUGGAAAGGUGCCAGUCACUAGUACAAGAUACUCAAUUAAUGCAUUGAAUCUUCCAAUUGAGAAAGCAUGCUAUCCAUGGAUGGAUGGAGAUAUUGAUGUAGCGGGUUAUAGUGUAAUUUACAAAGGAUUGAUAUUUGCAACGGUAAGAGGAGCAGGGCAUGAAGUGCCAAGCUAUCAACCAUCGAGAGCAUUGACCAUGACCAAAUACUUUUUAGCUGGAAAGCCUCUACCAUCAUAA
Molecule: messenger RNA, 1317 nt
Organism: Cryptomeria japonica (Japanese cedar)
Lineage: Eukaryota; Viridiplantae; Streptophyta; Pinopsida; Cupressales; Cupressaceae
Product: serine carboxypeptidase II-3-like
Exons: 9
Coding region: 217-1317 (366 amino acids)
Biological process (GO): proteolysis
Cellular component (GO): vacuole
Molecular function (GO): serine-type carboxypeptidase activity
Source: RefSeq, a predicted model, not a curated record